UGCCCGCCGCCGUGAAUUCGCCAGCGGGAGCGCGCUCGCGGCCGCGCGUCCUCAGCUUUCCCGGCUCCGUCGCUGACGCGUCGUAGACGUUGGGGAGCGGGAAGGCGGCGGCAGUGAGAUCGGGAUGAACAGCGGCGGUGGCUUCGGUUUGGGUUUAGGCUUCGGCCUUACCCCUACGGCGGUGAUUCAGGUGACGAAUCUGUCGUCGGCGGUGACCAGCGAGCAGAUGCGGACGCUUUUUUCCUUCCUAGGAGAAAUUGAGGAGCUGCGGCUCUACCCCCCGGACAACGCACCUCUUGCUUUCUCUUCCAAAGUAUGUUAUGUUAAGUUUCGUGACCCAUCAAGUGUUGGCGUGGCCCAGCAUCUAACUAACACGGUUUUUAUUGACAGAGCUCUGAUAGUUGUUCCUUGUGCAGAAGGUAAAAUCCCAGAGGAAUCCAAAGCUCUUUCUUUAUUGGCUCCUGCUCCAACCAUGACAAGUCUGAUGCCUGGUGCAGGCUUGCUUCCCAUACCAACCCCAAAUCCCUUGACUACACUGGGUGUUUCCCUUAGCAGUUUGGGAGCUAUACCAGCAGCAGCACUGGAUCCCAAUAUUGCAACACUUGGAGAGAUACCACAACCACCACUUAUGGGAAAUGUGGAUCCUUCCAAAAUUGACGAAAUUAGAAGAACAGUCUAUGUUGGCAAUUUGAAUUCCCAGACAACAACAGCUGACCAACUGCUUGAAUUUUUUAAACAAGUUGGAGAAGUGAAGUUUGUACGGAUGGCAGGUGAUGAGACUCAGCCAACUCGGUUUGCUUUUGUGGAAUUUGCAGACCAAAAUUCAGUACCGAGGGCCCUUGCUUUUAAUGGAGUUAUGUUUGGAGACAGGCCACUGAAAAUAAAUCACUCCAACAAUGCAAUAGUAAAACCCCCUGAGAUGACACCUCAGGCUGCAGCUAAGGAAUUAGAAGAAGUAAUGAAGCGAGUUCGAGAGGCUCAGUCAUUUAUCUCAGCAGCUAUUGAACCAGAGUCUGGAAAGAGCAAUGAAAGAAAAGGCGGUCGAUCUCGUUCCCACACUCGUUCAAAAUCCAGGUCUAGUUCAAAAUCCCAUUCUAGAAGGAAAAGAUCGCAGUCAAAACACAGGAGUAGAUCACAUAAUAGGUCACGUUCAAGACAAAAAGAUAGGCGUAGAUCUAAGAGCCCACAUAAAAAACGCUCUAAAUCAAGAGAGAGACGGAAGUCAAGGAGUCGUUCGCGUUCACGGGACAAGAGAAAAGACACCCGAGAAAAGACGAAGGAAAAGGAAAGAGUGAAAGAAAAAGAUAGAGAAAAGGAAAGGGAAAAAGAGAGAGACAGGGAAAAGGAACGUGAAAAAGAAAAAGAACGGGGUAAAAACAAAGAUAAAGACCGAGACAAAGAACGGGAAAAGGACCGGGAAAAAGACAAGGAAAAGGACAGAGAGCGAGAACGGGAAAAAGAACAUGAAAAAGAGCGAGACAAAGAGAAGGAAAAGGAACAAGACAAAGAAAAGGACCGAGAAAAGGACAGAUCCAAAGAUAUAGAUGAGAAAAGAAAGAAGGAUAAGAAAUCCAGAACACCACCCAGAAGUUACAAUGCAUCAAGAAGAUCUCGUAGUUCCAGCAGAGAAAGGCGUAGGAGGAGGAGCAAAAGUUCUUCCAGAUCACCAAGAACAUCAAAAACCAUAAAAAGGAAAUCUUCUAGGUCUCCAUCUCCUAGGAGCAGAAAUAAGAAGGAUAAAAAGAGAGAAAAAGAAAGGGACCACAUUGGUGAAAGAAGAGAACGAGAACAUUCAACCUCUACAAGAAAGAGUUCUAAUGACAGAGAUGGGAAGGAAAAGUUGGAGAAGAACAAUACUUCACUUAAAGAGAAGGAGCACAAUAAAGAACCAGAUUCAAGUGUGGGCAAAGAAGCAGAUGACAAGGAUGCACCUAGGACUGAGGAAAACAAAGUGCAACAAAAUGGGAAUUGUCAGCCAAAUGAAGAAAACCUCUCUACCAAAACAGAAGCAGUAUAGGAGUGACAAAUGCACCUCUAAACACACGCUGGAAUAAAAUCCAAAGCUUUUAAUUCUCUCAACAAGAUGCUAAGCAGUGAAGAAUCCUAUUGAGUAAAAAGAUAGCACUAACAGCUUGUUUAGUUGUUAUGUGACUUUGUGGCCAUCUUGUUACUGAGUAGGGGAAAAAAGAAUGGACAUCAUAAAAAUAACAGAUGUUUCCCAAAUUCCUCAUCUGAAAUCUGCAUUUCCAUGGUGGCUAACACACUUGUCAUGUGGUUUAUUAGUGUUUGCCAAGAAUCAUUAUAAGUAAAUGGGACAUCAGAGAUCCACAUUUGUCCUGUCCAUAAAGACUGGAGAUAAGCAUUGGACGCUCUUUAAAACAAAUGCUAGUUACUGAAUUUUGUAUUGUUUUACUUUUGUCAUUUAAUUUCAGUAUAUAUAGAUUGAUGAUGUGCUUGAAAUCGGUGCAAAUAUAUACACACCCUUGUAAGUGCAGAGUAUAUAAGAAGUUUUAACAUUAUUUCACAGAACUUAUAGUGAUUGUUAAAUUCUCACUAUUGUGUUUUCUUUUGCUCACUGUCUAGGACAGCAGUUUUUCUUUAAAAUAGUUUUACAGAUUAAAAAUUGCUUAAAUAAGUGGAUUGAAAAACAACUGACAAUGCAUGCUACUUUUCUGUUUCAAAAAGAAGAGCAACUGUGUUGAAUACUAAUAACAACAUAUUAGUAUUCUGUGUUUAGAAUCAUUGGGUCUCCCCACCAAGUAAGCUUUUUUUUUGAACUUUCUGGACAUUUCCAAGCUUAUGAAUAAUAUUGCAGUGUGUGUUGUCAGCUGUAGAUGGCAAAGGUGCCAUAUUAUAAAAAGAAAACUGGGUUUUCACAAUGGGCUAUGGGAGCACAAGCUGAAGCUUUAGUGCCUUCUACAACGUGGUUUUCUAGAAUUUUAUAUGUGCUAGUCACUCGUAGUUCAUAUGGAUUGUAGAUGGAUAUUCCGUUCACUCCCAUAGAGAAGUGUGCAAGUACUAUGUCAGAAGAGCUUCGUUCGUUGUUCACCUGGUCUGAAAGGGAAGUCCUGUGUUCAGGAAUGACUUCAGAGCUUAAAGUAACUGCAGUUUGGGGACCAUCAGUUUUAUACUGUGAUAACUGAAAAUGAAACAUUUUAUUUAAAUCAAAGUAAACUCUUUAGUUGUCUACAUUGGAUGGCCUUAAUUAUUACCUCUCAAUCAUCUUCUCAAAUGAUGUGCAGAAAUUGUACUUAAAGAGAAUGCGUGAGAUUAUUUUAUGUGUAAGGCUCUGUUUACUUGAGUUUAAAAUAUAGGUCAUCCAUCAUUCUGAGGCUCACUUUUUUGCAGAGUACGCAAGUAGCAAGUGACAACAUUGCUGAUACUUCCCUUAAAAUCCAUAACUCAUAGUUUCAGAACUUUUCAUUAUUAUAUUUCAAAGUUAGACCUCUUAAUUAGCAUGUUAUUAAAAAAAUCAAGUAUAAUUUUAAUGCAUCCUAAUACAAUCAAAUUACUCAGUUGCCUUACCUCAUGGAGUUACUUUAUAGAUUUAAAAAACUGAGUAGCGGGUCAGUUACUUGGUUUCAACUUGAGUUUUCUUUUAAUGUUAAUACUAUUGAGAGUAUUUGGUGAAGAAUGGAAAGAAUUGCCCUUAUUGCGAGUAAUGAAGCCUGGUUUGAUUAUGAAGCUGCUUAAUUACACUUCAUGUGUUCAGAAUUACUGUGUUUUUUUUUUUCCUUUUUUGUCACUGUGUAUAUUAAAAUUUUUGAAAAUGCUUUACUAUGUAAAGUAUAGAUGGUCAUUUUAAUCAUUCAACCACAUACGGUUGGCUGGUAAACAGCUUAUUCUGAUACAAGAAUGCUUGGGUGCAUAUGGAAAGAAUGUGAAAGGAGUGUGUCUUGCUUCAACAACUGUCUUAUUUAUGAUAUGUAAGUAGAAUAGAGCAAAUGUUUGAAUCUUUGUUAUUUUUAGUACCAUUUCUCUAAUAAAGCUAAGUAUUUUAGAGGAAAGUAUUUGUUUAUGCAUUUCAAAACAGCAUUAGUUUUAUCACCUUGUCUUAGUUGAGGUAGAUAUUGUUUCACCAUGGAGAGUGCAUGUUUGUGUGGUGUCUAUAAAACAAUCAUUUAAAGUUUGAGUGUUUUCUUGUAUUCUGGACUCUAUUAAAUGUUUUUUAUGUUAGUAAUUAACAUAUUUAACUUGGUUCCUGCUGUUAAUUAUUUUCUUGCUAAUGAUACUUAGCUUUGAACUAAUCCUGCUAAUUUUAGAGACUGAUUUGUAAAAGUUGGGCAUGAGAAGAAAUACAAGAACUCUGGAGAAAGUGAAAUCAUUUUCUUAAAUGGGCUUAAGGAAGCAAAGCUUUCUUGAGUCUAAAGAUACUGGGGUGGAAUAUGGGGAGACAUUUUCUCUUUGUUCUCUUGUAAGAACUGAUAUACUUCUUUUUUUUUUUUUUUUUUUUCUUUCAAGGUAUUUUGUUUUUAAGAGUGUACUUUUUCAUCCCAGGUAGAUGUUGUGAGGAAAACUUGAGGUAAGGCCAAGAAGACGGCCAUUUUACUCUUGAUACCUUCUGAAGUUAUCCUUUUGUAGCUUGAUUAUGCAGAGAGUAUAGUCUGUUCUUUAAAUUGUAAUUGUUCUUCAUCAUUCUAGAAAAAUUCUGUUGGUCCUCUUGUUCUUGCUUCUCAGCAAUGGACACAGAACUAGUAAUACAAGAUGGUCCUUCAAGGUAGCAAGUUUCAUGUGAGAAAACAAGUACAAAUCCUUAACUUCUGAAAUUGUCUCCUUAGUUACUAGGUUCCAUUUAAUCUAAUUAACUUAUAACUGCAGAUGCUAGUUCCCCUGUGUUUAUUCAGAUUGCUUUUUCCCAAAAGGUUCAGUAUAUACUAUGUUAAUCUCCAGGAGUUGUGAGAUGCUUAAAUUUUUUUUUUUUAAAGACUUUUUUUUUUUUAAGAUUUAUUUUUAUUUAUUUAUACAAGCACUGGGUACAGUCAGAAGCGCGGGAGGGUGAGAGAAUUCACCAGCGCCAGAGC
Talpa occidentalis (Iberian mole) is the source of this 5021-nucleotide messenger RNA. RefSeq names its product splicing regulatory glutamic acid and lysine rich protein 1 (gene SREK1). Lineage: Eukaryota; Metazoa; Chordata; Mammalia; Eulipotyphla; Talpidae. Gene Ontology annotation, cellular component: nucleoplasm. Gene Ontology annotation, molecular function: RNA binding. Bases 125 to 2017 code for a protein of 630 amino acids. The record is from RefSeq and is a predicted model, not a curated record. The transcript is spliced from 12 exons.